UAACGAAAACGAGGCUAGCUCGAAGCGUGUGGAAAAUGGCGGACGAAAGCGAGACCGCAGAACCAAGAGAACAAGAUGGAUUUAAGGCUGACCAAGAUAACUUUCAAGACAAUUACAAAAUGCAUAGGGGUCCACCCUUUCCUGGCCCUCCUCCACGUGGAAGAGGGUUCAUGAGAGGUCCAAGGCCACCAUUUGGAAGAGGACCCCCAGGUCCAGGACAUGGACCUCCAAGAUUCCGAGGGCCCCCGGGACCUCCAGGAAUGAGGGGACCUCCUCCUCCUGGUAUGCGAGGUCCACCUCCUCCGGGGAUGAGAGGGCCACCUAGAGGACAUCCAUCCCAUUUCGGAGGGCCAGGCAGACCUCCUUUUGAUCCUAACUAUGGUCCACCUCCACCGGGAAUGGGAUCACCACAGGGGAUGGGGCACCCACCAGGAAUGCCUCCACCCCCAGGUAUGCAGCCUCCUGGCAUGCCACCUCCAGGGAUGCCCCCACCUGGUAUGCGACCACCUAUGAUGCCACCUCCAAACAUGCCUCCACCAAAUUUUUCAAUGCCCCCUCCCGGGUUCAUGCCACCAACCUCUGCUGGGAGCGGUCAGACAGCACCUGGGUCAGACCUGAAUCAGGAACUGUGGGUCGAGACUAAGACAGCCGAAGGAAAGGCAUACUUCUAUAAUGCCCGCACCAGAGAGUCGGCCUGGGUUAAACCGGAGAAUGUGAAGAUCAUCACACAAGCUGACGUGGAGGCAAUGGCAUCCCAGGCCCUGCAGACAAACACCCCAACAACUAUGGCUGGCACAUCUACCGCUGCUCAAGCUGCAGUGGCACAGGCUCAAGCAGCUGCCACCAAUCAAAACCCAGUCAGUGCUACACCUGACAUGACUGGAUUUAAUCAGAUGGGCCAAGGCUUUAGUCCAGUCCCCAUUAGUCAGAGUGCUGCACAGCCUAUUCCAAGUCAGCCAGAGGUGCAGCCGACUGCUGCUGAUGCUGUAGCGGCUCAGAAACCCCCGACUACACAGAUGCCACCCAAACCUCCAGAGGUUGCUGAAUGGUCUGAACAUAAAAAUGGCGAUGGACGUUCAUACUUCUACAACUCCCGCUCUAUGGAAUCUACAUGGGAUAAACCACAAGUACUGCUUGACUGGGAAGCUAAAAUAGCACAGAAACAACAACAGCAACUACCACCUCCAGUGGCUCCCCAGCAGCAGCAACAACAGCCGCAGCCAAUGCAGACAGAGAGUCCCCAGGUCAAUGGUUACAGUGCAGUUACAGAGGAAAUAUCUAACGAGGCAGAGGAGAAGGAGGAAGAAAAGGAGGAGGAGAAAAAGGAGGAAGAAGACGAAAAGACUGAGGAACAGAAAGCAGCAGAGAAAGCACGUCCAGUAUCGAGUACACCAGUACCAGGGACACCUUGGUGUGUGGUGUGGACUGGGGAUGGUCGAGUCUUCUUCUACAACCCAAGUCAGCGUACGUCACUGUGGGAAAAACCAGAGGAGAUCCAAGGACGCCCGGAUGUGGAGAAGAUGCUUCAGGCCCCACCUGAUGCAGCCAAGGCUGAGAAGAAGGAGGAGGAAGGAGAACCACAGGCCAAGAAGCAAAAGAUGGAUGAGCUGACGGAGGACAAGAAAGAUGAGGUGAAGAGGAUAGAUGUAGGUAAGGAAGCGGCCAUUGAGGCAGAAGUCCAGGCAGCUAGACAGCGAGCAGUUGUCCCUCUGGAGAUUCGCAUGAAGCAGUUUCGGGACAUGUUAGCGGAGAAAGAGGUGUCGGCAUUUUCUACUUGGGAGAAGGAACUCCACAAGAUUGUGUUUGAUCCUCGCUAUUUGCUACUUACUUCUAAGGAGCGUAAACAGGUAUUUGAACAAUAUGUGAAGGAGCGAGCAGAGGAGGAGCGCAGGGAAAAACACAGAAAAUUACGUGAGCGGAAGGACUCAUUCAGACAACUGCUUGAUGAGGCAAGACUUCAUGGAAAAUCCUCCUUCAGUGACUUUGCUGCCAAGUAUGGCAAAGAUGACCGAUUCAAGGCUAUUGAUAAGAUGAGGGAGAGAGAGGCCAUUUUCAGUGAUUACUGUUCUGACCUGAGAAAGAAAGAGAAGGAAGAGAAAUCUCUCCAAAAAGAAAGGCUGAAGUCCGACUUCUUGUCGCUUUUGAAGGAAACUUCGGAAAUUGAGCGACACUCGCGUUGGAGUGAGAUAAAACGAAAAAUUGACUCUGAUCCACGAUACAAAGCAGUGGACAGUAGUUCUCGACGAGAGGAUUGGUUUAAGGAUUAUGCAAGGAAGUUGGAAGAUCCUGUAUCAGAAGAUGAAGAUGACAAAAAAGACCGGGAGAAUGACAAGAAAGAGCGAGAAAAACAGGAGCGAGUGGAAGCCAGCAUCCGUAAGCGAGAAGAAGAAGUACAAAGGUCACUAUCCACAUCUCUACGUGAACGUGACAAGGAGAGAGAACAACAUAAGAAAGAUGAAGCCAUGCAGCUCUUCAAUGCACUACUCUCUGAUCUGGUACGGAACUCUGAAGUAACAUGGCGAGACACCCGUAAACAGCUGAGGAAGGAUCAUCGCUGGGACCUAGCUGACCUUCUGGACCGGGACGAGAAAGAGAAGCUGUUUGAGGAGCAUAUUGAUAACCUCAACAAGAAAAACAAGGACAUGUUCCACAAGCUGAUGGAUGAUACCAUGCCCAGUCUUACUUCCACAUGGAAGGAAAUAAAGAAACAGAUAAAGGAAGAUCCACGAUAUGUAAAGUUUUCAUCCAGUGACAGGAAACGUGAAAAAGAAUUUAAUGAUUAUCUUCAUGAGAAAUAUGUACAAGCAAAGGCAGAUUUCCGUGAGUUGUUAAAGGAAUCCAAACUCAUAACUUACAGAUCUAAGAAGCUCUUAGAAGAAUCUGAUUCACACAUGAAGGACAUCAUCACUAUACUACAGAAUGACAAGCGCUACCUGAUCCUGGACUGUGUAGAGGACGAGCGCAACAAGAUCCUCAUGUCCUAUAUUGAUGAUCUGGACAGGAAGGGGGUCCCUCCUCCACCCACUGCAUCGGAACCUUCCCGUAGGUCCACCAAGUGAUUCCAAUAGGAGGCUUUAAGACUACACUACAGACACUGAUGUUCUUCGUUUUCAUCUCAUUUAGCCAACCUGAGAUUUGACUGACAGCAUUUCUACACAAUAUAUUGUGUUUGUUGUCUCAUGUCCACGGAGAAAGACUAAAUUGUUAUUGUUAACAAACAUCAUCAAUCAUUGAUAUACAGUUUAACUGACAGUUCCUAAAUGUUGUUGUAAAUUGUUUUUAGAUUUGAUUUGGACAAAGUUUUGGGGUGUUUUAUGGUCAGUCAACUUCACUAGAAUUUGUAAUAGGUGAAUUUGGUUCACUCAGAAAUGGAGACAUUGUAGCUGUUGUCUGCAUAGAGAGUUCCCCAACAGUGGCCUACUCCAUUUAUAUUGAUCAAGGAUACCAUGACUUUUACUGCGAAGCUGAAUAUAAUGCUCAUGGAAAAAAUUGAUGCAAUGCCCCAUUUUUAUAUACAGUUCAACUUUAUGCCUUUAAACAGUUUGAUUUGGCAGUGCCAAUGGAAGUAGGUGUUUUCCAUGGAGAGGGUGGGGGUAUUGUGGGAGUCAUCCCCCUCCUCUAGUUUUACGUUGUUGGAUUUUAUUCAGAGCUGUGUUGAUUAUAUGUUAAACAGACAGAUCCAUAUUGUACAUGUUAUCGUGAUGUCCAAAUCAUUAAUAGUGCAUUCACUUCACAUUUUGCAUUUAAUCAUGCUGUCUUCUCGGAAUGUUCAUUUUAAUUGCAAAACAUUCCAUGAUAUUGGUGUGGAAAGAAAGGUUAAAUGGAUUUGUAAGAAAUAGUUUUAUCCAGUGUCAUUUUUGCAUGGAUGUAUUGUUUAAUCUUAUAAAUUAAGAUUUUAUGGCACUAGCAAAACCAGCUAACUGUCCAAAACAUGAUUCAAGUUUAAAAAUCCAUAUUACUUGGACAGCAUACAUGAUUAUUGGCUGUGGUUUAUAUUUUGUAAAGUCAACACGUUCAGGUAUUAUUUAAUGAACACACAAACCAAGUUACAAGUUAGUAUUCUGUGGCACUGAAAGCUACCCAGGAGUAGAAUCUUUUGUUGAGAGACACAGUUAACAUUCAUUCAGUUAUUAUGGGGUGAUCAACUUACUUUAUUAGUUUCCAGUCAGUUGAUUUGGGCUACUUUUUAGGUUCGGUUAUUGUAUUUCUCAAAACAUUUUUCUUUAUACAUUAAAAUUUGAUGGGAAUAUACUGAUAUAGCAUUGCCUUUCCAUGUGACCAGUAUAAUAUCCUACAGACAGGGUUAUCAUCACGAUAUGUAUGGUAGUGUUUUCCUGAGUGGCAUUUUGCUUCAGAACUCUUUUUGCAAGUGGUACUCUUCUUGUUUUCUUACAAAAUUUCUUUUUCUGUUGAUACUUUGUCACAUACCAAUGUGAUAUCAAAAAUGAGUUUUAUGGUGAUCCUUUGUUAGUACUGGGAAUAUAUGACAGUUGAUGUGUAUCCUCUCAGUUCAAAUCUGUUAUGAUAAUGUGGGAAAUUUCAUCUUAUUUUAGGCAACUGUUUUAAGAAUUUUUAUGUGAUAUAAGAACAUGUACUAGGAGAUGAAAUCCAGACAACAGAUGUUUUAACAUGUAUAAUUAUCUUCAUGGCAGUGUUUUUAGCAAAGUUUGUAUUUGUACAUAGAAGUAUGUGUGUAAAAACCACUUCACAAUCGUGUAAAUAUUGACCAUUUAAAGGCAGUUCUAAUGUUGUUAAAUAUGUACAUUAACUAUAUAACUGCUGGCCUAGUCCAGACGUCAUGUAUAAUCUUGGCUAGGUUAAGGUGCCAGAAAAUAGAGCCAGUUUUAAUUCAGUUUUACAGCUAAUGUUGAAAAUGUAAUUGAAAUGAACAAGAAACAUUUUAAUAUCUAGAUAAGAAAUGGACAUAAGGACGAUCAUGUAAGUUGUGAGAACACUUUGUAAUGGAUGUGAGCAAUGUUAUACUGUAGUCUAGAUUACAUUACAUGGAAUCUAAGUGCUUAAAGGAAACAAUUCAUCAAUUAUGAAAAUAUUAUUGUUUGGAGAGAAUAAGAACAAGGUUUUACUGUAGAUGUUGCAAAUACUGCACAGAAGUUUAUGUAGAAAAACAAAAGUUUCAAGACAUUUUAUCUUUCACAUGCAGUCAUUACUAGUGGUCUUUGACCUUGUUGUAUGUGUGGUAUGUAGUUUGUCACAUUUAGUUGUGUGACGUUAAAGUGUCCUGAUUUUGUGACCUUCACACUUGGAUAGCAUUAUAGAUGGAGUAUGGGUAAGUGAUGCGAGUAUGUGUACAAUUGGACUAUAAGUGUAUGUGAAAGGGACACAAUAAAUGUACUGUCUAAUA
This is a messenger RNA of Pecten maximus, 5362 nucleotides long. Its product is annotated as transcription elongation regulator 1-like. The transcript has 21 exons. The record is from RefSeq and is a predicted model, not a curated record. Gene Ontology annotation, molecular function: transcription coregulator activity; RNA polymerase binding. NCBI's taxonomy places the organism in Eukaryota, Metazoa, Mollusca, Bivalvia, Pectinida, Pectinidae. Gene Ontology annotation, cellular component: nucleus. The coding region runs from base 36 to 3059 and encodes 1007 amino acids.